This is a messenger RNA of Musca domestica (house fly), 417 nucleotides long. Its product is annotated as larval cuticle protein 65Ab1-like. The coding region runs from base 47 to 355 and encodes 102 amino acids. Gene Ontology annotation, cellular component: chitin-based extracellular matrix. The record is from RefSeq and is a predicted model, not a curated record. Gene Ontology annotation, molecular function: structural constituent of chitin-based larval cuticle. The transcript has a single exon. Lineage: Eukaryota; Metazoa; Arthropoda; Insecta; Diptera; Muscidae.
AUCUCAGCGAACUGUAUCAAACGCAAACACAAAUCAAUCGGUCAACAUGAAAUUCCUCAUCGUUUUCGUCGCCCUCUUCGCCAUUGCCUUGGCUGCUCCUCGUCCUGAUGCCGAAAUCCUCAAGUCCGAAUCUGAUGUAGGACCCGAAGGCUACUCAUUCGCUGUUGCCACCUCCGAUGGUACCGAAAAGAACGAAGACGGCAAACUCAAGAAUGUCGGCACCGAAGAAGAAGCCAUCGUUGUCCACGGCUCCUACAGCUGGGUCGAUGAGAAGACUGGCGAAAAAUUCACCGUCACCUAUGUUGCCGAUGAAAAUGGUUUCCAACCCCAAGGUGCCCAUUUGCCAGUUGCUUAAAUUAAGUAAUUGAAGAAAAAUUGUUGAAAUUAAGUAAUAAAAUUUUGUGAUAAAAAUUUCAA